GUAAGGGCGGGGCUGUAGCUCCGGAGUCGGCGGGCGCAGGAUGUGAGCUCACAGCUGAGAUUGCAGGCUGCCACAGGCCAGAGGCAGCGCGGAGUCCGCUCGCCGCUCGCCUGAGAGGAGAGGCGCCCCCGCGGACGCACUGAGAGUAUGAGGCCCUGGCCUCUGUGGGCCACUCAUUCGUGACUACUUCCACCACGGCAGAGCCUUCCAAGCCUACCUCCUGCCGUGUGGUGAUCUACCUGCAGCGGGAGAUGUCCGGGGACACCUGUCUGUGCCCAGCCUCAGGGGCCAAGCCCAAGAUAAGCGGCUUCAAGGGAGGCGGGCUGGGCAACAAGUACGUGCAGCUCAACGUGGGCGGCUCCCUGUACUACACUACAGUCCGGGCCCUCACUCGGCAUGACACUAUGCUCAAGGCCAUGUUCAGUGGGCGCAUGGAGGUGCUGACCGACAAAGAAGGCUGGAUCCUCAUAGACAGAUGUGGAAAGCACUUUGGCACCAUCUUGAAUUACCUCCGAGAUGACACCAUCACCCUCCCUCAAAACCGGCAAGAGAUCCAGGAAUUGAUGGCUGAAGCAAAAUAUUAUCUCAUUCAAGGGCUAGUGAACAUGUGCCAGACUGCACUGCAGGACAAGAAAGAGUCCUACCAGCCUGUGUGCAACAUCCCUAUCAUCACAUCUCUGAGAGAGGAGGACAGGCUCAUCGAAUCUUCCACAAAGCCUGUGGUGAAGCUGCUGUACAACAGGAGCAAUAACAAGUACUCAUACACCAGCAACUCUGAUGAUCAUCUGCUGAAAAACAUUGAACUGUUUGACAAGCUGUCUUUGCGCUUCAAUGGCCGCGUGCUCUUCAUCAAGGACGUCAUUGGUGAUGAAAUCUGCUGCUGGUCUUUCUAUGGCCAGGGUCGUAAGCUGGCAGAGGUGUGCUGCACCUCCAUCGUGUAUGCCACCGAGAAGAAGCAGACCAAGGUGGAAUUCCCAGAGGCCCGAAUCUAUGAGGAGACACUCAAUGUCCUACUCUAUGAGACCCCUCGAGUCCCUGACAAUUCCUUGCUGGAGGCCACAAGUCGGAGCCGCAGCCAGGCUUCCCCCAGUGAAGAUGAGGAUACCUUUGAACUGCGGGACCGUGUCCGCCGCAUUCACGUCAAGCGCUAUAGCACUUACGAUGACCGGCAACUUGGCCACCAGUCUGCUCAUCGAGACUAAUGGGACCUUUAGGAAGUCAGAGCACAAGAAGCCAUGUCUGCUCUCCUGUGGAACACACCCCAUUGGCCACCCUAUGCUGCUCCUGCUAGCUGGGAGCCUGCUUUAGCAAGUAGCGGUGCCAGGCCCUGCUUGGGAGAUCAGGGAGCCCAGCAGAGGAAAGGCCACGUUGUCUUACCUGGUCCUCCUCCCCCAUCAGAUGCCACCCCACUUCCUGCCCAACAGGGAGCUACUUCUGCUCUAGGGUGAGUGCACUGACUUCCACCUCCUGCCAAGAACAUUCCCCAGGCCCUUGGCUGAGUGCUCCUUUCCUCUGCUGAAGAGCUCCUUCAGUUCCUCAGCUGAGGCCCAUGGGAACAGCUUUGUUCUACUGGAAAGGAGGCUUCUGGUGCUGCAAGGACCCAAUUUUGAACAGAAAGGGCAGCCUUUUUUUUUUCCUAAGAUGUUUAAGCAUAGGUAUGGCCUGAUUUUUUUUGUUUGUUUGUUUUGUUGUUGUUUUUAAAUCUAGAUGUUAGCAUGGUGGCCUUGCCUAUAAUCCCAGCUAUGGAGAGGCUGAGGCAGGAUAAAAGGUUAUAGGCUAGCCUGGACAACUUAGCAAGACUGUCUCAAUAUAAAGUUUUAAAAAGAGGGCUAGUGGCAUAGCUUAGUGGUAGAAUACUUACCUAGUAUGAGUGAGGCCCUGGGUUCAAUCCCCAGUACUGCCACACACACAAAGUAUCUAGGAAAUGACUAGUUUCUAGUCUGAUGAGGGACAACCUAGGACUAAGCAUUUGUUACCCCUGCAGGAUGCCAGGCCCCCACCUAGACAGAUCCCUGCCCACCCCACCCAACCCCCACACUCCACCCUUUUUAAUGCCCUAGGACUCAUCUUUAAAGCACUUUGUAUAUCUGUCAUUCAGGAGCCUAUUCUGCCUUGAUCCAAAGCUUUUUCUGACACUAAUCCCCUCUUGCAGAAUCUGAGGGAAGGGAUAAAGAAGCAGUUAGUAGCCAGGUGUGCUGGCAUAUGCUAUAAUACCAGCACUCAAAGGCUGAGGCAGGAGGAUCAUAAGUUUGAGACCAGUCUGUGCUAUGUAGUUAAAGUUCCAGGCUAGCCUGGGCUAUGUAGAGACUUUGUCCCAAGAAAAAAAGCAAACUGACUAGCUUUGGCUUUGUCAAUGUGACUGGCCAGCCCAAAGAACACCCAACAGGGAAGGAUGCCCAAGAUGAGACCGUGGUUUUAAUAGCUUCCUAUGGGAAAAGAUACCUCACCCCCUGUAGGGCCAAAUCACUGACUCAGACCUAACACGAUCGUUUGCUUUGGGUCUCAUACUUGGGUAUGCUCAGCUCUAAGACAUGCUCUCCCCGCAGUCCAUAAAGCCAAAAGCUGUGCUGCAGGCCUGAAACACAAGCUGCAGCAGGAGGCUGUGGAGCAAACUCUUGGAGCCCCAUGCUGCCAGCACUGCCCACAGAUGUGGCCCAGGCUCGGCCAUACUUUUGCCCAGCUCCUGACAUCAUGUUUGGUUUAUGUUCUGGCUCUGGUGGUGGUUCUGUUUAGUGAUGAGGCUCCAAAUACAUAGUAACCAGGGCAACUUAAGCCUUUUUAAAGGCCCAAAUUUCUUUUGGGUCACUUGAUCAUAGAGGUACCAAGGUCUAGACUAGACAUGAAUUAUUCCUCUGGGCUUUGGUUUUCCUCCCCUUCUUUGCUGGUCUUGGCCCUCUUAACUGGAUUCUUUCCAGAGGAAUGUUGUCACUGGAGAGAGCUGUUUGCAAGCCUGACAAAGUGUGUGGCCAUCAGCAGCAGCAGUGCUCAGGAAGGGACAGAGGUUGUCAGCUUCAUCCCUUGACCACUUUUAUAAUUGCCAAAUGGCUGCACAUAGCUCACCUCUCAGAGCCUAUGGGCAGAUGCCAGGCCCAGGGUUGGGCUCUCACAAGGCCCUGACAUGACACAAUAGAGCAGGAGAAAUGUGACUAAGUAAUCAAGCCUUUGAUGUGAAUCUUGAAUGUAUAGAUAGCUCUAAGAUGCUCAGGUCAGGCACCGUGGUGAUCAGCAGCUAUUAGUUCUUCCAGAUCUCACUGGAAGUGAGAUGACAAUCAAUUUUUUGGCCAAAUUUAGGCUUUGGCUUUGAGGCUUUCCCAGACUUUGGAAUGUUGUAGCAUGAGGCCACUGACUAUUUUCUCAGCUGUCCCCAAGAAGCCCUCUAAUAUUCACAUUCCUGGCUCCCUGCUGCGUAUUUCCGGGUUGUUCCUUGACCUCCACAUCCCCUUUAGCCUCUACUUGGUGCUUUGACAUCCAUAUCCUCGUAUUUCCAGUUUGUUCCUUAACCUCCUCAUCCCCUUUAGCUUCUACUUGGUGCUUUGACAUCCAUAUCAGUGGUGUCUAGUCCUUGGGCCUAAGGUAGCACAGCAAGAGUCCAGGGCUGGGCAUUCAUCCUCUUUGACGGAAAACAUCUCCUUGGUUUAAGAAAAACACUAACACUGAAGUGAUUGUGCUUCUUUGCUUAGACUCUGUGGCUUAGGGGUUUGUGGGAUUUCCCAGUCCUCUUCCUACAGUGGCUCUUGGAAGGAUGAAAUUUUCGAUUACAAGCAGCCCGGGGGAGUAAACACAAGUAUGGAUGAAGGUCAAACUGGGAGCUGUUAACAGACACCAGCAACGGGCUCUGCUGAACUUGGGAUGGAUGUGACUGGUCUACCUAAAGGGUAGCACAGGUUCUGUCGUGAAAGAAUGUGUCUUACUUAAUGCAUACCUGCAAUCCUUGGUUGCUUACCCUAAGUGAUAGAAGUAAACACUAACUUCUAAUAAAAUUGUGUCACACUGCAA
Peromyscus californicus insignis is the source of this 3996-nucleotide messenger RNA. It is a transcript of the gene Tnfaip1, whose product is annotated as TNF alpha induced protein 1. Gene Ontology annotation, biological process: proteasome-mediated ubiquitin-dependent protein catabolic process; protein ubiquitination; negative regulation of Rho protein signal transduction. Gene Ontology annotation, cellular component: Cul3-RING ubiquitin ligase complex. The record is from RefSeq and is a predicted model, not a curated record. Gene Ontology annotation, molecular function: ubiquitin-protein transferase activity; protein binding. Lineage: Eukaryota; Metazoa; Chordata; Mammalia; Rodentia; Cricetidae. The transcript has 7 exons. The coding region runs from base 252 to 1202 and encodes 316 amino acids.